ACGUGCCGUGUGCCGUUGCUAAGGAGCGGAGGGACCGCGCGCGCGCGUCGUCGUCGUCGCCCCGUCGCUGCCGUUACUCUUUAGCGUGGGUCGCCGCCUCGGUUUCUCCGCCCUCCGGUCCCGGGAAGAGCCGCGGAGGAUGGAGUUCAAGCUGGAGGCGCACCGGAUCGUCAGCAUCUCCCUGGGCAAAAUCUACAACUCCCGGGUGCAGCGCGGCGGCGUCAAGCUCCACAAGAACCUGCUGGUCUCGCUGGUGCUGCGCAGCGCCCGCCAGGUGUAUCUGAGCGACCCCUGCCAGGGCCUCUGCCUGGCCGCGGCGCCCCAGUUGCCGGGCGACCCGCCGGUCCCCGUGGAGCGGGAGCCGGUCGCCGAGGCGACGGGAGCGGGGGACGGGGCGGAGGCGAGACAAGGAAGCGGAGGAGGAGGUGGAGAAGGAGGCGGCGUGUCCCCCCGGGACGCCCCGGACGAGCCCCGGGCGCGGCGCUGCCCCUGUUGCCGCCGACGCUGCGACCCCCACGGCGGCGGGGGGCCGGAGGAGGCGGCGACUCCCGGCGACUCGGGCUGCUGCUGCUGCUGCUGCCGCCGCCGACCGGAGGACGAACCCUCGGCGCCGCCGCCGCCCUUCUGCCCCAGGAAGAGGAGCGCCGCGGCCGGGGAGGGGGCCGCCUCGUCCCCGCUGAAGAAGCCUCGGAGGGACCCCCCCGGCGAGCCGGCCCAACAGGAGGAGGAAGAGGAGGAGAUGGAGACGGGGAACGUGGCCAACCUCAUCACCAUCUUCGGCUCCGGCUUCUCGGGACUGUUGCGCAAAAGCCCCGGGGGAGGCGAGGAGGGCGAGCCCGAGCCCGGCCCCGAAGGGACCGAGCCCGGGGCCGCCCAGGUCUGCUGCGACAAGCCCGUGCUCAGGAACCUCAACCCCUGGGGCACGGCCAUCGUGGCCUUCUGACCGGCCGGACACCGGGGACUGGACUGGGCGUCCUGGCAGCUGCACGGGGCACUGCCUUCCCCUCCACCCCCCCCCUCCGCUCUCCUUCCACCAUUAGAAGGAACUGAGGGUGGCCGGGGGUGGCCGGGGGUGGAAAGGCAAUCGUCGUCAUCUCCAAGUUGUGGUGUUAGUUGGCCCCUGAGGUUGAGACUCUCUUCCUCCUCUUUCUGGGCCCACCUCCGCUUUUUCACCCAGCCCCCCCUUCUCGGGCGGGGGCUUUCCUGCCCCAAUACCAAGAAGGAAGGAGUGAGCGGGGCAGGGGACUUCCCCGACCUCCCCUCCAGCCUGGGGGAGGGAAGGGACUUUUACCCGCCCUUCACAGGCAAACGAGAAGCCGACCGCCGGCCACAGCAGCACUUCCUUCCAGGAUUUCCUAAGGCUCAAGUUUUUUGGUUCCUUUUUCUUCCCUCCCUCUUCCUCUGGAGUUCCGUCUUCCUGUCUCCCCUGAUCACUCCUCCUCCCCCCCCGCCGGUUAAUGUUUGUGGGGGCGGGCAGUCUUCAACACUCCCAUCUCCUCCUUCCCCCGUCCCCACAACAAAAAAAGCUUGUCGGCUUCCCAGAAGAGAUCAAGCUUGGAAAAAUUGUUUAUGAAUAUAUAUGUUUGCAUAUAUAUAUAUUAAAAGCUCUAAGUCAGAACUAUUACACAGUGCUUUUAAAAAGUGUUUAAGGAAGUGGAACAAAGUUUACAGAUACCCUUAAUGGAAAGGCCUCGUGUCUUUUUGUAGAUUUGGUGACUUCAGCCUUUGUUGUAUAAAGGCAGGGGUAACUUGUGGGGGUUUUGUACAGUAUUUUCUCCACAAUGUAUUGACUUUGUAUAAAUGUAACUACGUGUCUGACACGUAUUAAAUAUUUUGAAGCAACUUCA
This is a messenger RNA of Tachyglossus aculeatus (Australian echidna), 1847 nucleotides long. RefSeq names its product immediate early response 5 (gene IER5). The transcript has a single exon. The record is from RefSeq and is a predicted model, not a curated record. NCBI's taxonomy places the organism in Eukaryota, Metazoa, Chordata, Mammalia, Monotremata, Tachyglossidae. The coding region runs from base 140 to 943 and encodes 267 amino acids.